CGGGGGUGACGUAAGGGAGGGCGCGCUAUCGGAAGGCAGCGCGCAGGCGCGAGCGGUGAUGCGGUAGAGGCGGUUGGAGUGGUCGCGGCCGCAGCGGCGACCAUGACCCAGCAGGGCGCGGCGCUGCAGAAUUACAACAACGAGCUGGUCAAGUGCAUCGAGGAGUUGUGCCAGAAGCGAGAGGAAUUGGGUCGGCAGAUCCAACAGGAGGAGGAAGAGAAGCAGCGCCUGCAGAAUGAGGUGAGGCAGCUGACGGAGAAGCUGGCCCGAGUCAAUGAGAACUUGGCGCGCAAGAUUGCCUCUCGCAAUGAGUUUGACCGGACCAUCGCGGAGACAGAGGCCGCCUAUCUCAAGAUCCUGGAGAGUUCGCAGACUCUGCUCAGUGUCCUGAAGAGAGAAGCUGGGAACCUGACCAAGGCCACAGCCUCAGAACAGAAGAGCAGCGGCAAGGACAGCUGACCAGCUGCGGGUGGGAGGGGCCUGCCUCCACUGGGCGGAUCAAGGGCUGGGCCUCCGACCAUCUCUUCAGCGUCUUUGCUCUUCACGGUAGCAGCUGCCUCCUUUCGCUGUCUCCGGUACCAAGAGGCCAUUGUCAAGCUCCACCCACCCCAGGUGAUGAGGACAGCCCUGGGUACAGCCCGCCAGGUGGGGUUCCUAGCCCUGGACUCACCCAGGAUUUGGGGAGGGCAGGCUCUGGGUCGUUUCUCAGGGCCUGAGGUCCCCACAUCCCCUUGUGCUGCCAGAAAGGCCCUACUCCCUAGUCUCAGCACCAUGGCAGUGCGCUCACCUUGGUGCCCAGGCCAGGGGAGUGGAUGAGGGGCUGGGGCCCUCCACCUUGGAGCUUGCCCUCGUAGCCUAUGACUUCAAUAAAGAUUGUCUUUGUAAAGAUA
This is a messenger RNA of Ailuropoda melanoleuca (giant panda), 890 nucleotides long. It is a transcript of the gene SSNA1, whose product is annotated as SS nuclear autoantigen 1. The coding region runs from base 103 to 459 and encodes 118 amino acids. Gene Ontology annotation, biological process: axon extension. The transcript has 3 exons. Gene Ontology annotation, cellular component: centrosome; ciliary basal body; axon. NCBI's taxonomy places the organism in Eukaryota, Metazoa, Chordata, Mammalia, Carnivora, Ursidae. The record is from RefSeq and is a predicted model, not a curated record.